UCCGGUGUUUUCAAGAUCUCUUUCCGUACAAUCGUGUUGAUUAUUUUUUUUCGAAACCUGUCUAUUUAUGUUACGUUUUGUUCGUGAAUAUGCUGUAUGGAUGUAGCGGACCUAACAUACAUACGAAUCAACUGACGAGUUUAAAUUUCGUUGCGUAACUAGCCGACGACUCCGUUUCGAGUCAUAAACUAAACUAUUGCUUCGUUUGUUAGACUCUUUAUGUGGUCUGACAAACCUGCUACGGUCGUAGAAUUAUAUUCCUUCGGACUCACUGCUCUCUUACAUAUUAAAUAAUGAACAUUUUGCCAAAAAAGAGCUGGCAUGUGCGCAAUAAGGACAACAUUGCGCGCGUGCGCCGCGACGAGGCUCGUGCAGCGGAGGAAGAGCGCGAGAUUCAGCAGCGAGUGGAGCGCGCAGAGCAAGAGGCUCGAACCGAGUAUUUGAGGAAGAAAUCUCGAGGAGCCCUUCAACAGACAGGGGAAGAUGGAGAGACGGCGGAGACCAGCAGAGGAGCCAGAGAGAUAGAACAUCUCAAUCUCUUUCCUCUGGAGGACUCGACUGAAAAGAAAGGAAAUGCAGAAUACCUCAAAGAGAAGAAGGAAGAGAAGGAGAAGCAGGAGCGUGCCAUUGGGCUUUUGGUGUCUCUAGGUCCUGCCCCUGGAACAGAAGUCACUCCCUGGUACCUGAAAGAUGGAAAGGCAAAGGAGGAAGAGAGAGGCAAAAACGAGAAAGGCAAAACCAUGCACAGAAGCUUAACUGUAGAGGAGAGAGAAAAGAGAGACAGGAAGCUGAAAGACAUUUUGGAUCCUCUUAAGGAAAUGAAGAAAGCACUGGCAGUGAAGGAUGGGAAGGAGAAAAAGCAUAAGAAGAAGGAGAAGAGAGACAGAGGAGAGAAGAGGAGCGGAGAGAGUUCAAUUGAGAGGUUACGGGCAGAGCGGCUGCAGAGAGAAGCGGAGGAGAAGAAACGAACACAGGCUUUACUGGAACAGAGGAGCGGAGGCGGGAAAGAAAAAGAGCCUGAGAUGGGGGAUAGAGACAGACCAUACAACAGCGCCUACUUUCCUGAAUUGGCAAGGAAAAGGCAAAGGAGAGACAGAGAUCAGUAUGGCUUUUAUUAGCUUACAACACUAAUGAUUCACAAAGUCUCGAAUUUGCAGAACUGUUUCGUGUUCGGACAAGAAAUUAAGCCACGUGCAAUGUGUGAAGACCGUUUAAAAUAAAUGAUUGCUACCUAAAAGCAAUCGAUCUGGCCUCUACAACACUUUUAUUGGCAUCAGAUGAGUUGGUAUAAAAAAUGUACAAACAGGAAAUUCUCUUUCUUGCUGUUUUUCAGUGCUGGCGGCACCAGAGCGAUUAAGUUGUUGUAAAAAUGACAUCUUUUGAUUUGUAGGAACUGCAUCGGAGUUGUUUUCCGCUACAGUUCUGAGGCAUCAGCAUUAAAAUGUGGGCCAGCCAUUAUUAUGAGACUAAGAACAUCUUCCCUUUAGUGCUGAUGCUGGAGUCUGCAAAAUAUUUUUUUCCUGUUGUGUAAAUACAUUCUUACCGUUUAACCCUACAGUGAUUAUCUUUUUUUGUGAUAAAUACUCACAAAAAGUAUAUAUCACAAAACUGUAGCAAUAUCAGUGAAAAAUUAUACAAAAAAAGUGGAAAUAUUGCAAAAAAUGUAUAGCAUGAAUCAUAAAUACAGACAAUUUCUCAAACAUUCUUAAGAAAACAAAGGAUAAUAUAUAAUUUUGUGCAAUAUACGCUCGCUGGCCAUUUUAUUAGUUACAUCUGCCACUCACACUGCACGAUCAAGAUGAUUUGCUGAUUUGUGAUUUAAGUGAUGUGGCAUGAUUGUUCAUAGAUAUUUCAGAAACUGCUGAUCUACUGGGAUUUUCAAGCACUACAUGAGAAAAUAUCCAGUGAGCGGCUGUCAUGUGAUUGAAAAUUAUUUUUAUAGAUGCCAGAGGAGAAUGACAAGACUGGUUUGAGCUGAUAGUACGGCAACAAAAGCUCAAAUAAACACUCAUUACAAGCACUGUUUGCAGAGGACAUUUAACCUAUAAGAAGUGGAAAAACACCUUGUUGACACUCUUACCAGCUAAGAACAAAAAACUAAAGGUGCAAUUUGUUCCUCGCCAUCAAAAUUGGUCAGUAAAAGAUUGAAAGGUUGUCUGAUCUGAUGAGUAAAAUUCUCCAUCAUUUGUAGUGGCAGGGUUAGGAUUUGGUAAAAAUAACAUGAAAGCAUGAAUCCAUCCUGGCUCAUCUGAACAGCUCAGGCUGCUUGUGGUGGUGUAAAGCUGUGGAGGAUAUUGUCUUGGCACACUUUAGGAACCCUUAGUACCAACUGAGCAUUAAAAAGCAGAGCCUUCCUAUGUAUCAUUGCUGACCAUAUUCAUAACCAGUCUCCAUCUUGUGAUGGCUAUUUCCAGCAUCUUUGAGACAUGCUGGUACAAGAGAUUCAUAUUAUGGAUGUGCAGCUGACAAAUUUGCAACAACUUGAGUGAUGCUGUCAUGUCAAUAUGGAGCAAAAGCUCUAAUAAAUGUUUUCGGCACCUUGUUGAAUCUUUGACACAAAGACUAUUCUGAUGGUAAAAAUAGGUCCACACUGGUACCAGCAAGGUGUACCUAAUAAACUGGCCUAUGAGUGUACAACAGUCAUAUACUGUGGUAAUCUUCAUGCUGACACUAGAUUAACAGUAAUACAAACAAAUAUAUAAAUGAUGCAGUUUGUGUCAAUUCUUCAUAUGCUUUGUUUUUUACACACACAAAUACUAUAAAUGAAUGCUGUGAUUUUAAAGUCAAUUUUAAUUCAUAUUUGUGACCAUGGACCACAUAACCAGUCGCAAGUGUAAUGAAUUGUAUUUUAACUACAGCGAUUUGAACUGUAGUUUUGCUGAAUGAUUAAAAUGUUAUCAGUAUGAUGGUGAAAAACUGUACAUUUCUAGUCAAACCAUCCUUCUGCAAUCAUAUGCCAAAAACGGAAAUAAGGGCAGCAUUAUGAGCUGAAAAUGUGGGAGAGCGUUGCUAUUAUGUGAUUGUAUUGUAUUGCAAUAUGGAGCAAUUAAGUGUUGAUGUUAAAUCAAAAGUAUUUCACAAAUACUUAAAAAUGAAUUCAUUUAAUGACAAUAAUUCUCUGUUACAGCUCAAUUUGUUACAAAUAACUGUAUAAAAUGAUUAAAAAUGAAAUGAUGAAAAAUA
Messenger RNA from Danio aesculapii, 3183 nucleotides. RefSeq names its product leukocyte receptor cluster (LRC) member 1 (gene leng1). The coding region runs from base 294 to 1118 and encodes 274 amino acids. The transcript is spliced from 4 exons. NCBI's taxonomy places the organism in Eukaryota, Metazoa, Chordata, Actinopteri, Cypriniformes, Danionidae. The record is from RefSeq and is a predicted model, not a curated record.